GAACAGUUACUACUACGACGACAACAACAAUGGAUGACAUGGAUUUAAUUUUGCUGCUCAUCAACCUCAUACAAUUAAUUAAAUUCCGCCAACAAGCUACCCUCAGAAGACAAAAUGCUGAACGACUACUACGUAUUUCCAGGAGAAAUAUGGAAGAAAAAUACCGUAGACUGUUCCAGACCAUCUGGCAGUACGAGGCUGAAGAUGCCAGUGCAAGACGAAAUAGGACACUGACAUACCACCAAACAUCAGAAUGUCAUAUGGGUCCAUCGAUGGAGGUUCCUUUGGCAGCCGUAACCCGUUUGGGGGCCCCACCAGGCAGGGCUAUCAGCCAGUAGCCACACAGGUCAGCCCUUCAGAACUACAAGAUGUGUUUCAAGAAGCCUCCUCCAAUAUUUUCCAGAUCAACGGCAAUGUUGUCACCUUGGAGAAAAAUCUUCAGUCACUCGGUACUUCCAGAGAUACAACAGAGCUACGACAGAGCCUACAUUCCACUCAGCAGCAGACCAACAAAGUUAUCACCAGCACAAGUCAUCUCAUCAAACAACUCUCUGAUAUAAUCAGCGGCUCUUCACGGCAAGAUCGUCUACGUCUGACCAAACUGAAGACUGAACUCUCAGAUUCUGUGCAGCGCUAUGGGGAUCUUCAGAAGAAAAUCGCAGAGCGAUCAAGGGCCUUGCUCCCUUCAGCACAGAAAGACAAGAAGAAGAGUCCCCAGACUCCAUCCAGUGACCCGAACCAAGAGGACCCACUUUUUGGAGAAGCAGCAGCUGCUGAGGAAGGAGUCCAAGCUUUCCUGUCUGAGAUCAGUGAGGAGGAUGUGGAGGUGCUUCGUCAAAGAGAGGAGGCUCUGCUUCAGAUAGAAAGAGACAUGCUGGAUGUCAAUCAAAUAAUGAAGGAUCUAGCCAGUAUGGUCCAUGAACAAGGAGAUACAAUAGAGAGUAUUGAAGACUACAUUCAGACCACAUCAUCUAACGUGGAAUCGGCCAAUCAGGAGCUUGCCAAGGCCAAUCAGUAUCAGAGGCAGUUGAGGAAAAGAAAGUGUUACCUUCUGUUGGCUGGAGCCUUGAUCCUCGCCAUCCUCAUCCUCAUUAUUGUUGUUUCAGCAAGAAAAUGAAACCUAUCUAUUUGGUAAGAGCUACAAGGACAAAUCACUCCCAUCCCUUUAUUAGAAUAUUAACCUUUUCACUUUUUGUUUUGCAUUGAAAUGUAAGUUGUUCAGUUGAAGUAUAGAGCUUGCACUCUAUACUUGCAAGUAUAGAGCACUUAAUGCUUUUUUACUGCUUUACUUACAAAGUCAGGUUGUGUAACGCUCAUGUGGAAUAACCACACAAAGGCAUUGGCAUUUUCUAAGGUGUGAUAUACCUAAGAUUGCAUUCUGAAUUGCUUAUAUUGCCCAGACCCUUUUGAGUUUAUGCAUGUCAUUAAAUGAUAAGAUGACAUGACAUAAAUGUUGAACAGGUACUUAAAUGAUAUGGUCAUGAAUUUUGUCUCUAUCUGGCUUAUGCAGAAAAAUAAUUAUUUAUGUUUUGCUGUAGGGUUGAUGCUUUAAUAUCUUCAGUUUCCAGUUCAGCUGAAAUCAUUUAUUUUACUGAGUGAAUGGUAUAAAAUCUUGACUCAUCUGUGGCUCUGGUAAAAGCAGUAAAGUUUUUUGCCCUGUAGAAUACGCA
Molecule: messenger RNA, 1670 nt
Organism: Poecilia reticulata (guppy)
Lineage: Eukaryota; Metazoa; Chordata; Actinopteri; Cyprinodontiformes; Poeciliidae
Source: RefSeq, a predicted model, not a curated record